Molecule: messenger RNA, 2469 nt
Organism: Lodderomyces margitis
Lineage: Eukaryota; Fungi; Ascomycota; Pichiomycetes; Serinales; Debaryomycetaceae
Exons: 1
Coding region: 1-2469 (822 amino acids)
Biological process (GO): mismatch repair; nucleotide-excision repair
Cellular component (GO): nucleotide-excision repair factor 2 complex; nucleus; XPC complex
Molecular function (GO): damaged DNA binding; single-stranded DNA binding
Source: RefSeq, a predicted model, not a curated record
AUGAGUCACCUACCUAACCUGCACCACAAAAAUUUAUUGAAGGAAGCAAGCUUAGAUAAUGAUAGCAAUCGACCGAUAAAAAGAAGGAGAAGGGUGCUGCCUGCAGGUGCCAGUCGUACACAUAAAACGGAGGACGGUGACAUUUCUCAUGACUCAGAAGACUCGAGUGACUUUGAAGAUGUGAAUUUGGAUUUAGGACGUCAAGAGGGUUGGGAAUCUGAUAAUUCUGAUGAUUUCGAGGAAGUGCUUUUCGAUAUCAGCGAAGCUUCAAAUAGCAUGGAUAUACAAACACCGCUGAAUUCAGAACAGCUCUUGACUUUUCAAUUGGACACUACACUGGAGGAGCCCCAGAAGAAGAAAAAGGUUAAAUUUAUAAGCAAUGAGGAGCGAAUACGACGCGUUUUGAUGCAUAAAACAUACAUUGUGUUUCUCCUAAUACACACUGCCGUUCGAAACUCCUGGUGCAAUGACAAAUCUAUAUCCAAAUCACUAAAGCAAGCUUGCGUCACUCGGCAAAUAUCUCAGUUGCUUAAUGACGAUAGUGGUCGAGACAAUAUCAAAUCAAGAAGAUUACUAGACGGAAUUAAGAAAUUGAUGGAAAUAUACAAUGGGAAGUACAGGAUUACGUCUCAGGGUUUACUAAGGAAGGGCUGGGAUGAACUAGGCAUAGUGCAGGACUCAGAUGUAGUAACAAAGAAAAAAUUUCGGACAUUGGUUACAAACUUUCGAGGGAACCGAGAUGUAGCAGCACAAGGAUUUGUUGCACUUUUGAGAGGGUUGGGAUUGAAUGCGAGGUUGGUUGUAUCGUUGCAACCCCCCGAUUUUACAAUAAUUACCGAAAAUACAACUUCAAAAACGAAACAGCCAGCAGGUGGAAAAGGUAAAAAUUCAACUGAACGUUUUAGUCCAAAGAGCCGAAAACCGAAAAGCAACUUUGAGGACUCGGAUUAUCCAAUAUUUUGGGUUGAGGUGUGGGACAAAUUUGCUAAACAUUGGAUCAGUGUUGACUCUAUUGUGAAACAUAAAAUUGAGGUUUGUUCCAAAAGGAGACCAAACUCAUUUGAGCCUCCUUCAGGAGAUGAAAGAAAUCAACUACUCUAUGCUGUUGCAUUUGACAAGUUUGGGAGAGUCCGAGAUGUUACACGACGUUACUCAAUCAACUACAAUGCACGUGUAAUCCGGAAAAGAAUAGAGUUUAGAUCUGAUGAUGAUAAGGAGUGGUACGAACUGGUUUUGAAGUCAUUACAGAGAAAACAAUCUAGAAGUACAAUUGAUAUUUUUGAGGCCAAAGAGUUUCAUGAACGUGAUUUGGCAGAAGGGAUGCCGAACAACAUGCAAGCUUUUAAAAAUCAUCCGUUAUAUGCAUUAGAGUCACAACUUAGACAAAAUGAGGUGAUACACCCCAAGAAUGAAUCGAGCAUAUGUGGGACAUUUAGACCAAAAAAUGCAUCAGCAAGGUUGCUACCAGUGUAUCGAAGAUCAUGCGUUCAGAAGCUUAGAUCAGCUAGGGCGUGGUACAUGAGGGGUAGAGUGUUAAAGAUUGGAGCGGCUGCUUUGAAAUCAAAGGAAAAAAUUGGAACUGAUGAUGAAGAUGUUCGUCUUUAUGCUGAGUUUCAAACCAAGUUAUACAUACCACCGAAAAUCGAGGAUGGAAAGAUCCCCAAGAAUCAAUAUGGUAAUAUAGAUGUUUAUACCGGUACAAUGAUUCCAGAGAAUGGGGUGUUGGUAAGGAUAAGUGAACAGAGAACUAUGAAGAUGUUACAAAAGACGGCUCUGCUAUUAGGGGUUGACUAUGCCAAAGCAAUAACUUCAUUCGAUUUUACCCAAAGAGGCAAAGGUUCACCCCAUGCAAAAGAGGGGGGAAUUGUAAUACACCAGGAUAACAAAGAAGCUCUUGAGCUUGCAUUAAAUCACAUGAUUGAAGAAGAAGAGGAGGAGAGAAGGAUAAUGGUGGAGUUGAAUGCAUUGCAGAAUUGGAAGUACUUUUUGUUGAAAUUGAGGUUGAAACAUCGAUUGAAUAGGACCCAUGGGAUAGUAGAAGAAGAAGAGGAUACAGAGACCACGGGAAAAGAAAAUGACACCAAUCGUAACCGUGUUGAUAUUUCUCGAGAUGAAUUAGACUCUGCGUCGGAUGCCUCUGGUGAUGAUUUCGGCGGAGGGUUUAUAGUGUCAGAGAAAGAAUCAGCGGCAUUAGUUGGAGGAGACAAAGAAAAGGAACUUGAUUUAAAGGAUGAACUUGGUAGUGCUAGGAUGACGAGAGAGCGUGGUACUAAAGGAAAUAAAACCUACAGAGAGUAUAGCGACGGUGACAGUGACAUUGAUGACAAUGAAGAAGCAGAAACGGAACUUAACAGGCCUAAGCACAGGCGUGCGGAGUACUCUGAUGAUAGUUCUGCGUCAGAUGUGGAAUUCGCGGCCGAGGCCGAUGACGAUGAAGAAAGUUUAGAGUUUGAGUAUGAAAGUGAAUAG